Molecule: messenger RNA, 7250 nt
Organism: Pocillopora meandrina
Lineage: Eukaryota; Metazoa; Cnidaria; Anthozoa; Scleractinia; Pocilloporidae
Source: the annotation of a GenBank genome assembly
AUGGAAAAGGUGUAUCAACUGAGAGGUACAGGAGUAUCCAGGACGAAAGCCAUAUUGUAUGAUGGCCUUUUCCGUCCACAACGUCCUGAUGGCUCCCUAAGCUGUGGAUCUCCCCUGACAAUUAGAACCUUCCAUAUAGCUUGCCUGAUGGAGCUGUCGUCAUACGAUGGUAAACCGUCGGAUUUGUCUGGCAAUGAAAACACAGAAAACUGUGAUGUCCACCUGGGAAUAGUCCUCAUUAUCGAGCCGUUCUAUGGUGGAUCACACAAACAAUUAAAUGAUUUGCUCAUUAAAGAAGUACCAGGCUGCAAGUUGUACUCUUUACCUGCGAAGAAAUGGCAUUGGAGAAUGAGAACUAGUGCACUUUAUUUUUACCAGAAUAUACCGGCUGCUUGCAACAGCACGUACAAGUGAGUAAGUUUUAAUUCUUACUAAAGAAUUUGGAGAGAUUUCUGCACAAACCCACACAAUUCCAGGGAUCCAUAUUAGUCUUUUUUAAGAAGCGUCAGCUGGUCAAGAAUGUCGAAAAUUAUACUUGCGCAGAGACAGAGCUGAAUAACGUAUGCAGGACAAACCGUCUAUAAGGCCUUCUACAACUGUUCAGCACAUAAAAUUGAACUUGCAUGCACAGACAACCAAUCUGUCACUAACUGAUGUAUGGGGACAUGCUGCUACACAUAUAUAUAUAUAUAUAAAUAUUAUGAGAGGAAAAAAGGACGCAACUACAUUUCCCGACAAGCCUGUUUCGUGAAUCGCUUCACUCUUUAAACCCCUGAAGAGUGAAGCGAUUCAUGAAACAGGCUUGUCGGGAAAUGUAGUUGCGUCCUUUUUUCCUCUCACAAUAUUUAUUCUGCUCUGCUUCAACAUAUUGAGCACUGUUCCACGCGAAAAUCGACUUGCAGACUUCCUAUAUAUAUAUAUAUAAAUAUAUUUAUGUAUGUAUCAUGUUGAUUUGUUAACAUUGCAUACCCCCAUUUAACGAAUGAGUGUUUAUUGUGUUCUUCUUUGAAUCACCCUAGCCAAUGAUGAGUUGGGUCAACCCAUGCAACUUGCAUUGAUUGUUCAAAAUUUAAUACCCUCAUUUAAUGCAUUAGAGUGAAAUGUGUUCCUCUGCAAAUCAACUUCCUGUGAGACGGAUGGACCUAAAUGUAAGCAAUUCAAAUCCACUUGUGUGAAUAAUGUCCAUUCCUCAAAAUAUCUUACCCCCUUCUAACGCCUUAAGAACAAGGAAGAUUCAUCUGUCUUGUCUGUAACCUUCAGCCAAUGGACUUCCAGCUCUAUCACAGUUUAAGAACGAGGAAGGUUCAUGUUAUCAUUUUCUCAUGCUACUCAUUUUCUCAUAUUGCUCAUGCCCCUUGACUUCCAGCAUGUAAACCAAUGAUUGCACUUCCAGUGAGUUGAUUUGUCAACUACUAUAGAUGAAUCAAUUCAGAUUGGAUGUAAUGGACAAGUAUGCUCAAGCACAGAUGCCCAUUAUACCAUCCACAGCUGCUUAUGGAAAAAAUUACCAAAACCCCUUGGAUUACUUCCACAGUUGAUAAUGCAUACUGUACAGUGUCCUUAAAUUGCCCAAAGAGUUUUGAGUUGUUUCUUUUUUAUUCUUAUUUUUGUUGUAUUUUGUUUUUUCUUGAGGGUGUUGUUUGCCAGCUCUGUCUUGAAUUUAGCAGAACUAAUGGCACUGAGACCAGAUCUUACUCAGUUAAAGAAAGUUCUUUACUUCCAUGAGAAUCAGCUGAUUUACCCAGUCAGGAAGCAACAGGAAAGAGACUUUCAGUUUGGAUAUAAUCAGAUUUUGUCAUGGUGAGAACAAUGAAAACAAUUACUAAUAGAAACUUAAAUGAAUUAAAUGAAUUUAAAAUUUCAUAUUAUUUAUGCAGUGACAGAAGAAGACAUGAGCUGUAGAAGCCUAUGUGCUGGGAUGUACACCUUCUGGUUCUGGCCUAAGAUAAGAACUCCCAAUAGACUCUAGGGCGUGUACAUUAAGGCAGUUUUACUGUGGCUGGACUUAAGGGGAUUGAGUAUAGUAUGUAUGUGUAAUGUGAAAAAUAGAAUGUUAUGUUGUCUGAAAGUUGUAAUCUUGAUACUGCUGUACAUAAGCAACCAUAAUUAUUUUAAUGUAGUAAAUUUUCAAUGUUUGUAUUAGUGAUUGUUUCAUCCUCUUUGGGACUGUUUCAAAUGAGAUAAUCAAUAUGUAGAAAUGCACGAGGGUGUCUAUUAUCAUCAAGACAUGUGUACAUUCAUUGUGUGUUUGUUUUUUUCCAUCUUCUUCUUGUUGUUGUCAUUAUUUUUACCUUUACUAUUAUAAUAAUUAUUGCUAUUACUUAUUUUAACUUGCUCUCUCUAGCAAGUCAUCAAUAUUUUAACUUUUUUUGUUACUUGUACAUGUAGCUUUAUUUCUGUUUGCAUGAUUGUGUUUGUUUGUUUUUCACUUAUUCUGUUGACUGUUUGACCCCUAAGAGUGACUACUAUCUAAUUUUCCAAUAUAAAUCACUCCUGAAUCAAACAAUAAUGUCAUAAGAAUAAAGGAAAUUAUCACCAAAUAAACGUGCUCUUGAUUGUAACACAAAUUCUUCCCAUCUCACUUUUUAAGAAAUAUAAGGAGAACAGUAUGGAGUAUAAAGAGGAUAAGUUUCUAAAGAAACUGUGGUGCUGUGUUGGUGAGAGACUAUAACAGGACAAUUUAGUAUUAUCAACUAAGUUGAUAGCAUAAAUUGGCCACUAUAAAGAGUAUGAAAGCUGACGUUUUUAGGAUUCACCCUUGAUCAGAGUGAAGAAGGAAAGGCUAUGACAUUCAAAAUGUCAGCUUUAAAACUCUUGGUGGCGGCCAAUUUACGUCUGCUUAUCCACUCAGUGGAUAAUAGUAUGGAGAACAUGCAUGCUGUUGUUGGAUGUUAAGGUUUAAAUUAAUUUCCUUUAUUUUUCUCUGACAGUCUUGUUGCUGAUGUAAUGGUAUUUAACUCACAGUUCAACAUGGAAUCAUUUUUAUCAUCUAUCAAAAGCUUUCUGAAACUAAUGCCAGAUAAUCAACCCAAGGAAUUAGACCAAAUAAUCAGACCAAAAUACAGGGUUGUGCACUUUCCUUUGAUGGAACCUGAAAUAGGUACAGCAGAAUACAAAGGUGAGCAAUAUGAGUAGCUCUUAACCUAUUAAUCUUAAGCAUUGCAAUUUCCUAAAAUGUGAUUGGUGCAUCAGCUACUUUAUUUUUUUCACUAAUCAUUCUGUACAGUUAUAAUUGGACAAUGUAAUUAGACAUUUGGCUGUAAUCAGACACCUGUAAUAGGACAGCUGAAGCAGCCAAUCAUACUAAGUUCUUUCAGUCAAAUGCAACAAUCACAGAAUUGAUCACAAUAAUCACAGCAGCAGCCACUUAUCCUAAAAAAACUGUGGAAUUUUUUACUCUAGACAUUCUCUCUACUGGAGAUAUUUGUCCUUUAUGUAUUUUGUUGUUUUGGAAAUUGUGAGGGUCAUGAUUUAUUGCCAAUAGGACUUUGGUUUGUCCAAUUCAGAUGAAUCAGACUCAGGCUUCACAGAAAUUAGAUUUUGUUUAUCACUUGUAUGAUUACUGACCAUAUUGGACUCCACUCAGUCCUAUUACUCCCAACAGUAUCACCCCUACAUCAAACAUCAAGGUCUUAAGGUAGCUCUUGAUUGUUACACAAAUUCUCCUUGUCAGCACCUUAGGAAAUGUGUAGAGAACAGUAUGGAGAAUAUGCAUACUGAUGUUAGGGUGUAAAGGGUUAAAUAAAAAAUAUUGCUUGGAGAAAUAACAUGAGAUUUGGAUAGAUAUUGAGGUGCCAUGUAAGUGGCUGUUUACAGUUCUUAGUUUUUUUGCAAUCUAGACAUCAAGGUGUAUUCUUCAGUGUACAUUUAGCUUUGAAAUAACUCCUCCUAUGUACUGUUCCAUAAAACUGAAAAUUUGUGUUUCAGUGAAUAACAUAAGGAUUACAUGUAGGUCAUAUUUUCCCACUACAAUAUACAUGACUAACUCUAAACCCCUUUACUUCCAUUAUGUUAAGGUCAAUUGUCCUUGAUAUCUACAAUACCUUACUUGUCAUUUCAGCUCUCUUUACCAAUCCCUAUUUAGACAGUGUACUUUUAAGCAAGGAGAUAUUUUGUCUUUAACAUCAUCACCUUUUGUUGGACAGUGUAUGGAUAUUAUAGGGACAAAUUACUUCUUAGUCAUGCCUUGGCAUGAAAGAUGUAAUUUCCACCAUUUUAGUACUCUGUAUCUCUUACUUGAAUCUACAAAUGGAUACUUGAUGACAUACCAGCAUUCCUUUGGAACAAACUUUAGAUGCAGAAGAUGAAGAACUUGAUCAGCCAGUGGACUCAACAGUGUCAAGACCUUUGCAUGUUGUUUGGGCUCAUAGAUGGUAUGGUUUGUGUCAAUUGAUUUUUACCUGGUCUUUCCUUAAAGGUAGAGAAUGUCAUAACAUUAAUUUUACUGCUCAUUAAAACUCAGGUUUUAACCUUUUAGAUCCUAAAAUCAUAAUGCAUAUUCUCCAUACUGUUCUUUACACAUUUUCUAAGGUGCUGACGAGGAAAAUUUGUUUACUGAUCAAAAGCUUCUUUUGUUGGGCAUUAUCUCCUUCAUUCUCAUGACCUUAAUGUGUAAUUCAGGGGUGAUAUUGUAGGAGAAAUUAGAUUUUAGUCACUCUUUUGGGUUUGAAGGGUUAAACAAGAGCUCAUUAGCAGCAGUUUAGUGCUGCCUAUAGGACCUCCCACUGCCUCUGUUUAGGCUCUCAUGUUUGGGUUUUGCCUUACAUCACAGUGACCCAUUGCACCAUUGGUACAUGUAAUUGCCUAUAGAAGAAAAUUACUGGAAUAUUGAGUGUUCAUCUGCAUGUACUCUGAAUUUCAAAUUACAAAAUGUUGUGGGGAUAUAGACAGAUAAUAUGUUGAAUCAGUGGUUCAGUACUCAGAAAUACUUUUGAAGUACCAAUGUGUGCAUAGUAAAACAUGAAAAAAAAGUCAAACAUGAGGUAUUGUGUCCUCUACAUAUCUGUGGUGGCUAACCCACUGAUCCAAAAUUGCCAAGGCAUGGGUUUGUUCUCAUUGCAAGUGAAACUGCAAAUAGGCUGUAUGCAUUGAUGUUUUUUUCUAGGUGUUCCUACAUGUAUUACUAUACCAAACUUUGGGUAGCUAGAUUUAAUUAACAAAACUACUUAAAGUAUUAGAGUCUCUAUGGAUCUUAGUUUACAUCUGAAUUAGAUAACCAUAUUAACUAGUUAAAAGGUAGCUGAUUGGUUAAAUUUGUACAAACCAGUUCAUACCAGAUUCUUUUUUGGUGUUCCAAAAAGUUUUAGCCAGUGUUAUUUUUGGCUGCUUUGUCAAAGACAUGGGUAGCCAUAGCAAAAUCAUAAUAUACAGAGGAGCCUAGAGGUCAAAAAGCAAAUCUUGUAAUCCAGUAUAACUGUACAUUUAUUUUGACUUCUUGUACUGAAAAAAUGUUAUACUAAGCACACUACUUAACACUAGCUAUAAAGGCCAGUGUACAAGUUGGAUUUAUUUACUUUGUUUUAGUUAUUGUUUUUAUUGGUGUUAUUAGGGAACAUGACAAAGGUCCUGAGUUGUUCUUUUGCACACUGUAUCAGUUGGCUGAGCAAGGAUUGGAUUUCAAGGUUUCUGUAUUGGGAGAAACAUUCUCUGAAGCUCCAGGUAUUUGUGUCACAAUAGUACACUGCACCCAAUUCAUAUCAGUGGGUGAACAUACAUGUAUGACUCAGUCGUUGUGAGAAGGUGGUAGAUGGCAAAAACCUUCCCAUUAUCAGACCAGACCUACUCAAAGCAGAAAAUAAGUAUUUUUCAACAUUUUCUAACAACAAUGUUUUGCAAAAAAAAGUUACCCAGAAUGCUGGUCCCCCAGAAUGCUCCGUGUCCCGGAAUGCUAGAAAUCCCAACUCAAAGUUUGAAUUUGCACUUGGGCCUCCAGGACCAGAAAGGGCCUGUUGCUACGUUAGAGUAAUUCAAGUCAGCCAACUAAUCAGUUCAGAUCAUGCAUCUAUUACAUAUUCUAAUGAAAACCCUGUAAGUGGACAUGACUUGUUAGUGAGUUGAUUACCUCUAUAAUUUGAGGGUGAGAAGGUAAGGUAAGAGGAACCAUUCAUCUGUCUGUCAUUGGUUGAACAGUGUUUUCCAUAGACUGAGAGACUUCAGGCUUGAGGCUGUGUGCUAUAGAUUGUCUUUGAGAUUUUAUUCAUUCUAGACCCCCACCUAGCUUGAGCUAUUGAUGAAUAUGCUGGCUUAGAACAGGAGAUCAAAAUCUGAAAAAUUUAAAAGCUAUGGGUACUCGUGACGCACUCAGAAUUGUCUUGAGAAAGGGAUAAACAUUUUGUUGGAACUUGUAAUUUAUGUGCCAUCCAUAUCAUAACACACUAGGUAUUUUUGAGGAAGCUUGUAGACGAAUCCAUGAUCAUAUCCUUCACUGGGUUUAUCAGGAAUCUCGCAAGGUAUAUAUCUCCAUACUGAAGGCUGCUGAUGUAGCAGUGUCCACUGCAGAGCAUGAAUUUUUCGGUGUAUCGAUGUAAGUUUCUAUGAAUUGAAUAUGUUGUUGUAGUUGUCGUUGUUUUUUUGAGACUAACUGUAAUUUAAGCGAGGUUAAACCCAAAUCAAUUCAGGGCUUUCACUGACGUGAUGUGGAGAAGCUCCAGGGAGGUUUGAAAAGGGAUUGCCAUGUGCUUUUUUCCAAGUUGCUGUGUUACUUUGCUUGCUCUAUGUCCCUCCCUCCCUCCCUCCCCCUCCUCCCCUCCCCUCCUCCCCUCCCCUCAAGUUUUUGAGUGUAAUUCGUGAACAGGAUAGAUGAAUACUGUUACGUACAGAUAUUUUUUUUUAACCAAAGUUAAAUGUAGUGGUGAUUAUUUCAAAAUCAUAGUUUUUCUUUUUAGGUUAGAGGCUGUGCAAUAUGGUUGUUAUCCACUUUGUCCAAACAAGUUGGUUUAUCCUGAAAUAUUUCCAUGUUAGUAGAUACGCCGUUUAUUAAUCUAUUCCGUGCACCUCGUUGUUGGAAAGUAUAUCCACAUUUAACUAGAAUAAUAUUAUAUGUUAGAAUUUUAAAGCUAUUAUUCAGCAUCAGUUUUGCGUGAAAAGCCGAGGGACAAAAUACGAAUUUUAUGUGACUUUUAUUAUUUGUCUUCUUUUCCUUUCCAGCAGAGUAUUUGUACUCAACACCUCAACAGUUAUCCAAGAAGCUACGAUACUUCUGUAGAAAUCCAAGACACGUGAGAUCUCACAAAGUCGCAGUAAGUCAUUAA